Molecule: messenger RNA, 1494 nt
Organism: Colletotrichum karsti
Lineage: Eukaryota; Fungi; Ascomycota; Sordariomycetes; Glomerellales; Glomerellaceae
Product: mevalonate kinase
Exons: 2
Coding region: 1-1494 (497 amino acids)
Biological process (GO): ergosterol biosynthetic process; isoprenoid biosynthetic process
Cellular component (GO): cytoplasm
Molecular function (GO): mevalonate kinase activity; ATP binding
Source: RefSeq, a predicted model, not a curated record
AUGGCUGUCCUUGCCCCCGAAAUGCGAAAUGGCCUCGAUCCCGUCGCCGUCAACGGCGUACCGACUACCACCUAUGUCAACGGACACAGCAAUCUAGCCCAUCGCUUCAGAUUGGACCGCAAGGCCUCAAGCCCCAUGAUGCCCGCCUUCAUGGUCUCGGCGCCUGGCAAGGUCAUUGUUUUCGGCGAGCACGCUGUCGUUCACGGCAAGGCCGCUAUCGCCGCCGCUAUUUCUCUUCGAUCCUACCUGCUCGUCACAUCACUGUCCAAGUCAAGGCGAACAGUCUCCUUGCGCUUCCCAGACAUCGACCUGCAUCACACAUGGAACAUCGACGACCUCCCCUGGGCAAUUUUCCAACACCCCUCCAAGAAGAAGUCCUACUAUGAUCUGGUGACAGAGCUUGAUAAAGACCUUGUGGCAGCCAUACAACCGCAUCUCGCCAACGUCUCGCCAAACAAGCCUGAUGAAGUACGGAAAGUACACCAAAACUCCGCGUCAGCGUUUCUCUACAUUUUCCUCUCGCUUGGUCACCAGUCGUUCACCGGGUGCCUGUACACUUUGAGAUCUACAAUUCCCAUCGGCGCAGGUCUGGGUAGCAGCGCGUCCAUUGCAGUCUGCUUGGCGGCUGCUCUUCUCCUACAACUGCGCACCUUGUCGGGCCCACAUCCCGAUCAACCCCCUGACGAGGCAAGGCUGCAAGUGGAGAGAAUCAACAGAUGGGCUUUUGUAUGCGAAAUGUGCAUACACGGCAACCCUUCAGGCGUGGACAACACUGUCGCGACCCAGGGUAAGGCCGUGGUUUUCCAACGGACAGACUACAACAAGCCUCCCGCUGUUCGGCCUCUUUGGGAUUUCCCAGAGCUCCCACUGUUGCUUGUCGACACCAAGCAAGCCAAGUCAACGGCUUUCGAGGUUGCAAAGGUUGCAAAGCUUAAGAGCGGACACCCGAAACUUGUUGGAAGCAUUCUGGACGCCAUUGACAAGGUCACAAAUACUGCGGACGGCCUCAUUGGCGCCGAGAAGUUCGACAACAAGAGCGAAGAAAGUUUGCAGCAAGUAGGAGAGCUCAUGACCAUUAAUCAUGGCCUCCUUGUCUCUUUGGGAGUGUCGCACCCGCGCCUUGAGCGUAUACGAGAGUUGGUGGACCAUGAGGGGAUCGGAUGGACGAAGCUGACAGGUGCUGGUGGCGGCGGUUGCUCCAUCACCUUGCUGAAGCCUGAUGUUCCUAAGGAGAAACUCGGUCAUUUGGAGAGCCAGCUUGAAGAGGAAGGCUAUGAAAAGUUCGAGACAACACUCGGCGGUGACGGCGUCGGCGUGCUGUGGCCCGCCGUCCUCAAGAAUGGCAUGGACGAGGACAGCGAAGGUGGCAUGGAGAUUGACGUCGAUAGCUUCUUGAACGCCGAUGGCAACGAAGGCGUGGAGAAGCUGGUCGGUGUCCACGGUGGCGUUGGGGAAAGAGAGGGUUGGAAGUUCUGGAGAGUGGAAAGUCGGUGA